Molecule: messenger RNA, 1981 nt
Organism: Fomitopsis serialis
Lineage: Eukaryota; Fungi; Basidiomycota; Agaricomycetes; Polyporales; Fomitopsidaceae
Exons: 2
Coding region: 101-1930 (609 amino acids)
Molecular function (GO): protein binding
Source: RefSeq, a predicted model, not a curated record
ACCUCGCCACCAUCGGACCACGACGCUCACCUCGACCUUGCCUCGACUACUUACAUCACGUCGUUGUACUGAUCCUGCCAUCUCUGCUCGCCGAGGCAUCAUGGAUGCAAGCAGUAGCCAUGCGAGUCCGGCCCUGCCGGUGCCCCAAACUCGCAAAGCGAUUGAGGACGAGAUCGCCCGCUACCUGAAUCACGUCUUCGACCUCAGAACGCGCCUGAACACCUUCGCACCCAUAUCCGUACUUCCUCCGGAGGUGCUCUCCGAAGUCUUCAUGCGUACGGCGGGCCCCUAUGCUAGCCUGCCGUGGACCACCCGCCCGUACGAGUGGAUUCGCAUCUCCCACGUCUGCAGGCACUGGCGAAACGUGGCGCUGGGCUGCCCUGCUCUCUGGGGACAAUUGGUGGUGACGACGCGGCAUGAGUGGACGGAGGAGCUACUGGAGCGAGCCAAGAAGGCGCCCCUCUAUGUCACCGUAGACUUGCGGACCGCGCCCGCCAUGUCGUCGUUUCGCGCGGGGACCGUAUCGCCGAAGGAGGAGUCGCUGGCGUUGGUGCUCUCGCAUAUGUCACGCGUACGCUCGUUGUCUAUCACGACCUCUGGCGAGCGUCCGUUGACAGCUAAAACCCUACAACUGCUGGACGGGCCCGCCCCUUGUCUCGAAUCGCUGACUGUCCGGUGCGGGGAUGUCGGGCGCACUUCCCCCGGCGAGUAUGACCACAUUCACCACAUGUUGCACCAUCCCGAGACUGGCCGUCUCCGACAUCUGGAGCUACAGGCCGUCUCCCUGCACUGGCACAAGACUUCGUUGCCGCACCUGACACACUUGACCAUCUCCAACAAACCCCAUCAGUUCAGAACAUAUGUCGCCCCCGAGACUAUGCUUGCUGCCAUCGCGCAGAUGCAUCAUCUCGAAGAGCUCGUGAUCGAGUCAGCAUUGACCGUACCUGCCGACUAUAAUCAAGUCCCGAUGGCGUCAACUCAAGCCUCCUUGCCUAACCUGUGGUCCCUGCGCAUCUCGGAUACUACGCCGAACACCAUUUGCCUCCUGAAUCACCUGACAACCCCGGCGCUCUCGCGCAUUUUCGUGGAAGUAGACUCGAAUUGUACAAGGCAAUUGCGGGGUGAUCUCCUCGCUGCCAUAGCUGCCAAGACGUCUAGCUUGGGGACCCUGCUCAGCUUUGUUGUCACCCUCGCCCACGUCUCAAUAACCUUGCAGGCAUACAGAAGGGGCUUCGGAUGCGAAGCGAUGAAAAACGGUGCGAGCCGACCGAAGGAGCACACUCCCGAACUGGAGGUGCGCUUCGGGCGAUUCGACGUUGAAGUUGUCAUCACCAAGGCCUGUGAACUGUUCCCCAUCCGUGACGUACAACAUCUCUUCGUCUCCGGGACGUCAUUGUCCAAAGAGUCGUGGCUCGCUCUCCUCAGGAGCACGCGGAAGGUCACGGAGCUCAGUAUCAUGGAUGGCGCGAAUGAUGACCCUCUCCCGGAAGUGCUAACCGAUCGGCCACGCGGACGCAAGAAGAAAGCAUACGUACUGCCUCAGCUCCGUCACCUCAUUCUGGAGGACUGUUACUUCGGAGACCACAGCGACGAGUAUGAAUACGGUGGUGACGAAGAGUUGGAGGACCAGGACAGGCUCGCUGGGCGUCUGCUCGACUGCUUCAUGGCGCGGUACGAGUAUGGCGUGGAGAUUGAGCAGCUGCACAUCAUCCGCCCUAUCAACAUCUUUUGGUCAGAGAUCGACGAGCUGAAGGAGGUUGUGCGCUACGUGGACUGGGAUGAGACAAUAGAGUACGAUGAAAAGGAACGCUUCACGGACGAUUCGUACGACGACUUUGAGGAAAGCGAGAUUGAUCCCUAUGAAGACGAUCCCUAUGAAGAAGAUCUCUUUUGGGGCUACGGGGACGUCUGGGAUGGCGGCUUCUUCUAGGUUUGCUUGCCUAUGUCUCACUUGCUGGGACAUCAUGCAUCAUGUAUUGUU